CUUGAAUUCAAGUGAUCGACUAAUACAGUUUACCAAAUUUAAGGCGGUUUUAUACUACGUAACUAUCUGCCUGCAACGACAGAAGUUUUCACAUUUUAUCCAUUUUCACCUUAGCGUCAUCAUCAAAUGCAAUCUGCUGUAUUUUCCUUCAUUAGAGCAAAUGUCACUCAUCCUUGAAUUGUGGUAAUCCAUAACCGAUGAUUGCGUCAUUCCAAACUCAUCACUUAUUACUUCCUUGUACGACUAACCGUUAUUCAUUUGGUAACAUUUUCACUUUACUCUUGGAAACUGUUGACUAUUGAGGACUUUUCAAGAGAAUUGUUAAAUGUCACAUUUGAAAAGAAAGUAAUUGGUUCCUAGAAAGAAGUGGUAGAUUAACCUACUUGCGGACAUUGUCCAUCAGCAAUUGAUCGAUGGAAAACAGCAGGUCGAAUGGUUCACUGAGUUUUGGCCUGCGUCUCUUUUCGGUUGGCGAAAUCGAGCCACAUUGGAAACGAAACACAUCUAUUGUUUUUUUAGUUUGAUGCAUCAUUUUUAUGUGUAGCCUUUAAAAAGGGCUCGCUGAAUUCGAUUUCAACAUCAGUCGAUUGCUGUCAAGGGAACAAUACGCUUCAAGUCGCCCUCAAGAUGAUGUCCAUUCAAUUAAUGAUCUUUACUUCUUUGGUAAUUGUCGUGCUAUCGUCACCUGAGCCGGAAGAACUGAAAGCUCUUACGCCAGUCUAUGGCCCUCAGCCCAAGUACGAGAAAAUCGAGAUUCCCCAUUGCGCUAAAAACACUACAAAGGCUUGGUGUCUGGAGGACUCCGAGUAUCCUCAGUACGAGAUCCAGCAAGCCCUUGAACGACACUACCAGGCCGGUUUGCUAGACUUGUACAAAGAUGUGUUGGCGAAAACUGCCAGCUCGGUGGACGGACUCGACAAGUUGAGCGAUGAGGUUUACCUUUGCCCCAGUACCACCGGUUAUGUCCAACCUCUUCGGGCCAUCAACGUCAAUGGCAAGUGGCGGACGAUCGUCAAUCGAGUCGAAUCUUACGGCAUCAAAUACACCCAAACGGCUCGUGUUGAAGAAUGCAAUGUGGUCGUCGGUACAUCAUGUUCACUGGUCCCGUCUUGUUACCAGUCCAAAUGCGUUCAGAAGACCGUCUUCCAUCGAUUUUUGGUCUACGACGCCAAUGAUUACACUUUCCCCUUUUCCUUGGAGAAAUUCAGACUGCCUGGAUCUUGCGGAUGCGUUGUAGGAGCUUUCCACAGUCUGUAAAAAACUGGAAUUUUUUGUUUGUAAUUUGCAUGCACAGUGUAGACUAACAAUUGACACGGACAAGUUUUUGCUGCUUUUCUUGCCACUAUUUGACGUUACUUUAAAAGACGAAUACACUUCAACUUAAUUGA
Molecule: messenger RNA, 1388 nt
Organism: Daphnia pulex (common water flea)
Lineage: Eukaryota; Metazoa; Arthropoda; Branchiopoda; Diplostraca; Daphniidae
Exons: 2
Coding region: 628-1257 (209 amino acids)
Biological process (GO): central nervous system formation; innate immune response; regulation of Toll signaling pathway
Cellular component (GO): extracellular region
Molecular function (GO): Toll binding; growth factor activity
Source: RefSeq, a predicted model, not a curated record